Messenger RNA from Haliotis rufescens (red abalone), 1929 nucleotides. Its product is annotated as carbohydrate sulfotransferase 11-like. Gene Ontology annotation, biological process: carbohydrate biosynthetic process. The transcript has 3 exons. Gene Ontology annotation, molecular function: sulfotransferase activity. Lineage: Eukaryota; Metazoa; Mollusca; Gastropoda; Lepetellida; Haliotidae. Gene Ontology annotation, cellular component: membrane. The record is from RefSeq and is a predicted model, not a curated record. Bases 215 to 1207 code for a protein of 330 amino acids.
UUAACUAUAUAUAGUCACCCGCCACCAUACCUGCUGCUCUCGGUUAAAUCCAAUGAAGCAUUCAUCCCUGUUGCAAAACGAAGACAACAAUCUACGUGGAAGGAUGCACCCCGCCUCAUGACGGGGCAAGACAUGGGCAGAAAACUUGAACAUGAUACACGUUUGUUCCAGAUGGAAGCUAUGUGAUGACCGACGCUGAAACUCUACUGCUCUGAUGAUGAGGUUCCAUCCCCGUCGUGCUGUCGUAGGGACGUUGAUAGGCUUGGGGUUCAUCCUGAGCAGCGCCAUCAUAUCGGUCCCCCACGACAGCGUGGCGGCCAUGCACAGAGACAAGAAAGGUCACGUGACAUCUAAGCCUCCUUCUAAAACUGGUCCGGCGUCGGGACAACAUCCCCGGACAAAGAGUGAAUACUGCACAGAUCAACCAGACGAUGAUAGCAUAAACCCAGCAAUGUUCAAACAGUUUUUGGUUGACGACAAGUACAAGAUCAUAUACUGCCAGGUACCCAAGGCUGCGUGCACCAACUGGCGGAGGAUGAUGUUGAUGCUGACGGGGAAGAUGAACGCAACGGAUCCACUCAAGUUGAGGUCUCCUCUUGUUCACGGGUUGUAUGACCGUCAUUUAACUCACCUAAAGGACAUGACACCGGACCAGAUCAGACAUAGGUUGAAACAUUAUUAUAAGUUCACGUUCACCCGUGAACCUUUUGAACGUGUCCUAUCUGCCUUCAGGAACAAGUUCCAGGGCAAGAACGUCAACGAAUUCUUCCAGAAUCAUUACGGCAAGAACAUCAUAAAACGAUUCAGGACUAAAGGCCAAAAAGGCGUUAACUUGACGUUCUUUGAAUUUGUGCAAUAUCUUAUAGAUUCUUCAAGGUCGGAGCCUUUUAAUGAACACUGGGAGACGAUCUCAGAGUUAUGUCACCCCUGCAAAGUUCAGUAUGAUUUCAUUGGAUCCUAUAGUAACAUUGCUGCGGAUUCCAAGUUUGUGUUGGCGAAGAUUGGAGCCACCCAUCUGAGUUUUCCCGACCGUUCUGUGACGUAUAAGCACAGUGGAACCGAGAAGCUGCUGCACCAGUAUUAUCGUGACAUCCCCCCUGGCCUGCUGGAUCAGCUCAUGGAGGUGUAUUAUUCCGAUUUCCUCAUGUUUGACUACCGAGUGCCACAAGCCUUGAGGAACCUGACUCAUUGGCGCUUUGGUUUCUAGUCGACGAACAUCGGUGGUUGGGGGAACUUUACGCAUGGCACCACUCAAAUAUUGAAGGUGCAGUAUUGCCCAAAUACGUAACAUGAAUAAGCAACAUCCUAGAAGUGUUUCGGCUAGUGGAGGUGUAUUACGUUCUAUGUUGGACACGGAACUGAUACCCUAUGACAACCAUGGUAUCUAGUUGGUAAAUAUCAGUGUUGACAAAACAAUUACAUAUCUGGAAUAUGAAGUCUUCGGCCUUGAAACCCCAUGACAACCUCGUGAACGUAUUUUGGUCCAUGGGGGUGAUUUUGAAACCCCAUGACAACCUCGUGAAAGUAUUUUGGUCCAUGGGGGUGAUUUUGAAACCCAAUGACAACCUCGUGAAAGUAUUUUGGUCCAUGGAAGAGAUUUAUUUAUGUAUCGAGAUUCGACAUUUAUUGAGCUACAAAACCAAAUAUGUUUUUUUAUUUAAAACUAUGAGCCUGAAUGUUAUUUUAUGAAUAACACCUUGCAAAAAUGUACUUUAUUGAGUGGGGCAAUGUCCUUUUUUCAACUGUCUGAAGCAUAAUUAUUUUUUUCAAGAAUUUUCGGGGACAUUUUUUCCCAGGCCCCCAUAUCAAAUGGUCAGUCCCUAAUAUACUGUAUGAUUCGGUGUGAUAUACAAUGUGCUAUUCCACUUUUAUCUCAAGUGAAUAUAGGUGCAAUAAAAUAUCUCAAGAAUGAAUAAAAUGUAAUGUUAA